Messenger RNA from Drosophila subobscura, 1943 nucleotides. Its product is annotated as sex peptide receptor. Gene Ontology annotation, biological process: G protein-coupled receptor signaling pathway. Lineage: Eukaryota; Metazoa; Arthropoda; Insecta; Diptera; Drosophilidae. The record is from RefSeq and is a predicted model, not a curated record. Gene Ontology annotation, molecular function: G protein-coupled peptide receptor activity. The transcript has 6 exons. Gene Ontology annotation, cellular component: membrane. The coding region runs from base 258 to 1574 and encodes 438 amino acids.
CAACGCGAGAGGAUCACAAGCUCGGAAAGCGAUGGAUUAUUUCGCAGCAUUACUCUGAGUUCUCGUAGUGGUGCAAACAACAUUCAAACAAAACUAUUUUUAGCCAGUGGUUUGCCAACAACAAAGGCAAGAAAAAACAAAACAAAUUUCAACAUUUUGAAUGGUUCUUAAAAUGAAAUAAACAAGAUGAAAAUUUAGGAGUGUUUCUCUAGUGUUUCUUUUGGAUCAAAUCAUCUGGAUUAGUGGAAUCAGCAGGCAUGAAUAACCACAAGUUGGAUGCCAUAGAUUACAGCGGCAGCACAAUGCAGAUAACAAGCAACAUGCUGCAGUCGCAGUCGAAUCUGCAGCAGGCGUUGCCCUUCAAUUCCACCAUACUGAGGGACUACAAGAUAACCGAAGGCGAGAUUGCGGACUUUGUCAAGCUGAUGCACGAGUUCCAGCGGAACAACCAAUCCUUGCUUCACGACGAAUGCUCGGGCUACUGCCAGGGUGAAAUCUACAACUGGCUGAAGGCCUACAACAGCAUUCAUGGCUAUGUCUCGCUAAUGAUUUGCAUUUUCGGCACAAUAGCAAACAUCUUGAACAUAAUGGUAUUGACCCGUAAGGAAAUGGCCAAGGCGCCCAUCAACAACAUACUGAAAUGGUUAGCUGUGGCAGAUAUGUUUGUGAUGCUGGAAUAUAUACCCUACACAUCGUAUCAGUACAUCUACAUGGAGCCGGGUGAAAAGGAUCUGAGCUAUGGCUGGGCUGUUUUCCUUCUGGUGCAUAUGCAUUUCACACAGAUUUUGCACACAAUUUCCAUAGGUCUUACCGUGACAUUGGCCGUGUGGCGCUAUGUGGCUAUCAGCCAAAUGUUACCAUCUAUCUUCCACAGACAUCCAAAUGGGAGCUGUGCCAAUUUUCUGCUCGCACAUUCCAGAGAGGCCAUCCUAUUCCCGUUCAUCAUCUCGCCGAUACUCUGUCUGCCCACGUACUUUGUGUUUCAGGUGCGCGAGACGCACGACGUGGACACUGUCGAUCACGAGGCCCUCUAUCAUACGUACUUUGAUGCGGACUCGGUGCUCUACAGGUUCAAUUUCUGGAUACAUUCGGUGAUCAUUAAGCUGCUGCCGUGCAUUGCCCUCACCGUCAUCAGUGUGGUGCUCAUGAAUGUCCUGUGCGAGGCGUCACGUCGCCGCCUCAUGCUGAAGGACUACGCCAAUGCCAACAAGUACGCCGUACAGCUCUGCCUCAACGACACCAAGUCCAGGAGGCCACCGCGUUGCGACCGUCGCAACGAUCGGACGACUCUCCUUUUGGUGGGCGUGCUGGUACUCUUUCUGGUCACCGAGUUUCCGCAGGGUCUGCUGGGGCUCUUGUCUGGGAUGAUGGACAAGUGUUUCUUUGCCCACUGCUAUCCUCCCUUUGGCGAGCUAAUGGAUCUCCUGGCCCUAAUCAAUGCUGCAGUGGGUUUCGUCCUCUACGGCCUGAUGUCGAAGCAGUUCCGCACCACCUUCCGAUCGCUGUUCUUCAAGCAACACUUUGGCAGCACAGAGAUGACCCGCCUGACACGCGUCACCACCACCUGCGUCUAAGGAGUAGCAGCUGGCAGGUCCGCCUGGAUUUGUGGCAUCUCAAAGAUGCCGCUGAAAGGUGUCUCUAAACUAUAAACUUUCUAAAAGUGGUCUAAGCUGUGUUAUACGCUGGAAGUUGAUAGAUGUUUCGAUCGGUUAAUUGAUUGACUCGCGCGACAUGUGAUUUGGCUGUUGGCUGUUUGAAGCAAGUGCCAUUUCCCUUACCAUUUAGCUGCUGAUAAAAGUUAUUGGAUUAUUGGAUUUAAGAUUAAAUAUUAAACAUUAAAGAAAUGCUUAAAUAACCUAUCCAUAUUUGAUGUUUCAGAAUGUUAUGGAUGUCGUUUCAUUUAGGCUAAGCUUAUUAAAUGUAAAUGUACAAUUUAUUCCAGU